This is a messenger RNA of Ruditapes philippinarum (Manila clam), 3505 nucleotides long. RefSeq lists its product as uncharacterized. The transcript is spliced from 4 exons. The record is from RefSeq and is a predicted model, not a curated record. NCBI's taxonomy places the organism in Eukaryota, Metazoa, Mollusca, Bivalvia, Venerida, Veneridae. The coding region runs from base 510 to 3206 and encodes 898 amino acids.
GACAUAUAGGUUUUUGUAUUUAUAAAUUGUUGAAGUACAUUAAACAUAGGGCAUCGCAAAUCACUGGCAACUUUUUACUUUAAAAGUAAACAUUAAACAGGUGGUAUUUAAAGCUACGGUAUCGUUGUAUUUAAAGUUUGACAAAACCUCUUUUAUAUAUAAGACAACGUUUAAUUCAUCGGACAUAUUUAUACAAAUACUUAGUAUUAUAAAACGACACGGUGGAUUUAACUAGUGGUAUUAUUAGUUAAGUAUUUUGAAGGUAGUGAAUAUUUCAAAAUACUAAGUCAACUACGGUGUAGAAGUCAGUCGCCAGUUAGAUAAAAAAAAAUAGCGAUGUGGUUUGUGAAAUUAAUACAUUCUCAACAAAAAACAUAAAACGUGUUAAAUAAUUUAUGUGGGAAAGUUAACUAUGAUACAGCAAUAUUGAAAUAAUGCAAGGAACGAAUUGUAACCAGUCGUUAUAACAUGUGAAAAAAUACAGUAAACAGGCAAUCCAACAUCACGUGAUGGGAAAACAGUGGAAGAAGAGGGAGCGACCUCAAGCGGAGGUUUCUAGCGAUUACAAAUGGAGUUCUCAGAAUUAUACGUUGAAACAAGUUAUGAAAAAUUUCAAACUACCUGUUGUGGUACAAUGCAGCGAAGACACGAGUGCUGAACAUUUACAGAACUUUUUCUUUGAUCUUCGUCAACCAGUGCUUUUACACAGUAAACGAACAAGCCGGAAGGUGUUUGCGAGAUGCGUGCGCAAGGGGGAAGGCGGAACAAUAAAAGAACUUUUACCGGAAGUUGUCAUUCCUGAAGAUUACGCGGGGUGGUUCAAAAUCAGUAAAGGUCUCGAAUUUAGCAAACCUUCAUCUCACCGAACUGUUGAAUCUAUCACAAGAGCAAAUACUGAUUUUUUCCUCUGUACGACAGAAUUUGAGGCAAUUGUUGUUACGGAAUCGCCCGAAGGUGAAAAUGAGAGUCACGGAAGCUUUUUGCGUCCUGUCGUUGAAGGCGAGGUAUUACGAAAAAUCGGCAUUCAGAAGCUAAAUCAGUUAAUGCUCCCUGAAGCGCAAAGGUCUUUAGAUAGGGACAAUCGAUACCUGCUAUGUAUAGACGAGAGAGACUGUGAACUGUUUGUACCAGUGUCGCAGACUGGAUUAUUUUACGAAGUGUCGGACGGGAAUUUUAACAAGAAUGACAACUGUGUAGUGCAAAUCUCCGAUGUUUUAGACGAGAUGGUCGAAAUGCCAAUAUAUGUCAGACAUAUUCUCGGAGAUCCACCACCAAUCUCGAAAUUCUAUUCACCUUGCCUGAAACUUACGCGCGUGACAGAGGAAGAAACUGUCAUGGGAUCAACUCUAGAUUCUGAAGACGAUGCUCUGCCUCUUGAAAUUCAAACUCACUCACCUAUUAAAUUUGAAAUCUCUUUGAAUACCCCAAUGUUGCAAUCAUGUGCAGAAUAUACGGAAGCGAUUGACAUGUGUAAUAGCGUGUCACAAAACUAUGUUACUGAUAUGAAACUCGCCGUUACAUUCAAGGUCCCAGAAGUAGAAGAAAACAAUGAAACAGACGAUAAACUUGCACAAUCUAAUCCAUCAUAUGUUCCAGAUGAGGAUGAAAGCCAACUUUCUGUACCUAACUCACAAAGAACAUCAACUUCUGUUGGGCGUGGGAGUGAACUUGGAGAGGUUGACGCUAAUUCAGAAUUUAGUAUAAAUUGGGACCCUGAUAAAGUACGUCAAUCUAAGUCUAAACUUGCUGAUAAACCUGAACAAGACAGUGAAAGUAUUGGAAGCAUAGACAAUGAACAAGCUGUGAAACUAAACAGUUUGUUAGGCGGUUCGUAUUUUGAUACGGAAAGCCAAGAAGGGCAAUCCUCAAAUAGCUUGGUAGAAACAUGGACACAAAGACGGUUUUCGGACAGUAAUUCGAAUGAAAUAUUAAAUGAUAUUCCAAACCGUAAUAUAGCUCAUAUUUACAUGAACUCUGAUAUUGCACCAUAUGAUGUUGUAGUAGACGAAGUGACAGAUUUUUCAAUGAACACGUCGAUAAAUGAAGGAAGUGAUCCGAGCACCUCUACCGCAAUAAUACGACCACCAAGUCCAUUCUCUGACGAUAUUAGAUCAAUACCGAGCACUGUAACAGUGUCUUCCUGCUCGAAAAUUCACUCUUCAUCUUCAACAAUAGACAGUUGCAGAAGUCAAGUUGACUUAAGUGAUCAUUUUCCUAGUAUUCAUUCUAGUGCAACCAGCAUUUUAAGUACGGAUAGCAAUGGCGUUCUCAAGCCUGUUAAUGCAUCAUACACAUUUACUGGAGAUGUUUACAUAAACCAAGACAUAACAAGUAGUCAUAGCAGUGUUGACAGGUCAUUCAGCAGUGAUGAAAGUGUUGACGGAAGUUGGCACAAUUGGAAGGAGAACAAAUUCAGGGUUAUAAGAAGCAGAGACAUACCUCGAAAUAAUACAAACAACUUGCAUGGUAACAUGAUUAACCAAAUAAACGCCUCAAAGGUACGAUCUUUAUCGGAAGAUCUGAUUCAGUUCGAUGAACCAAGUAGAACGUCUUCUACAAGCAGUAUUCUAACCUGCAAGGUUGCAGAUGAAAUGGUGUCGAGUUGCAAUGACUUGCGGCUCUCCUUAGAGGAAAUUACUCGAAAUGCGAGAGAAAAUCAUACAGAAAAUUCAUGGCGACAGUUUUGUUUGGAACGCUCAAGUUCUCUUCCGGUAAGGACAAAAGUCAAUCCCAAUAAACAAAUAACAGAAAUUGAUGAACAUUCCCAAAGCUGGGAGCAACUCAGUCCAAGACGGAAUGAGAAAACGUCAAACGCGAGUACGCCGCAAAAUAAUAACCAAUCAGUAAAAGCUACUCGUACUUUAAAUCAUUUAAAUUUAGAUUUUAGUGAUUCGUUUGGAGAUAAAGCUCAGCUUAUUUCAGACACUUGUUCGGAAUACAGUGCGCAGUUAUCAAAUCGCAGUAGCGAAAGUAUUGAUCACGAAGCAAACACGUCUUUCGCUCUCUCGGAGUCGUCUGAUAUGUCAGUUACAGACGGACCGGAAUCAGUUUUGGCGGCAAUUGCCGAGAUGGACAUGUACCUUGAUGGAAUCAGUGUAAGUAGUAGGUCAAGCGUACGAAGUGAUAUCGCACAAAAAUUAAAAAUAAGUAAUGAGAUUAGAAGAAAGCAACUAGGGGAAUGGAAUGACAUUGUGGAAGUUAUAUAGUCGGUAUAAUACAUGUAUUAUAUUGGUAUGUACUAGUAAUUGAAUAAUGACGCACGUUGUGACAAACGAGAAAGAUGGAAUAAUGAAUGAUAUUUUUUCUCGAUUAAAUUAAUCUUCAUUUAUUUAACCUAAUUCUAUUCAAUGUUUGCCGCCUUAUUUAUCAUUGCAUUUGUUUGACUUUCUCAUUAAUUCGAUAUUUUUUGUUAAUUGUCUUUGUUAAUUUUUGUGUUUUCUAACCAAACAUUUAUACAAACUGAGCGAUAUUUGAAUACAAAAAUAAAAGGCAAAUAUAAAAUUUU